Messenger RNA from Prunus armeniaca (apricot), 1245 nucleotides. The record is from the annotation of a GenBank genome assembly. NCBI's taxonomy places the organism in Eukaryota, Viridiplantae, Streptophyta, Magnoliopsida, Rosales, Rosaceae.
AUGCAGAAAGCAAAAGCUUUUGAAGCUUUGAGGAGGUGUGUAAGCCAGAGAGGAAGCUCUCUUUCCCAUCACAGAGCCUUUUCUGCUCAACCAAACUAUGGCCAAUAUGAUGAUGUCGAAGACCUGGUUACGGUUGAGGGAAGGGCUAAAUCAAGAGCAGCCAUUCUCAAUAGACCAUCUGCACUGAAUGCUCUCAAUAACGCUAUGGCAGCUCGCCUGAAGAGACUCUAUGAAUCAUGGGAGGACAACCCAGAUAUUGGAUUUGUUUUGAUGAAGGGUAGUGGGAGGGCCUUCUGCUCUGGUGCAGAUGCUGUUAGCCUUUAUCAACUAGUGAAUGAAGGGAAUGUUGAGGAAUGUAAAAACUUUUUCGAGACAUUGUAUAAGUUCGUAUAUAUCCAAGGAACCUACCUGAAGCCACAUGUAGCGAUAUUGGAUGGUAUCACCAUGGGAGCUGGGGCUGGCAUUGCAUUCCCAGGAAUGUUCCGGGUGGUGACUGAUAAAACUGUAUUUGUCAAUCCAGAGACUCAGAUGGGUUUCCAUCCUGAUGCAGGGGCUUCCUUUUAUCUGUCUCGUCUACCUGGCUACCUAGGAGAAUACUUGGCUCUUACAGGAGACAAGCUUAAUGGUGUAGAAAUGAUUGCAUGUCGCCUUGCUACGCACUAUACGCUAAACGCAAGACUUGCUUUGUUUGAAGAACGCCUUGGUAAAUUAGCUACAGAUGAACCUUCUGUAAUAGAGACAUCUCUUGCACAAUAUGGUGACCUUGUUUAUCUAAACAAGAGGAGUAUACUUUCUAAGCUUGAGGUUGUUGAUAGAUGUUUUAGCCAUGACACAAUUGAGGAAAUUAUUGAUGCUUUGGAAAAGGAAGCUGCCGAUUCUUAUGAUGAAUGGUGCACAACAGCCCUCAAGAAACUAAAAGAAGCCUCCCCCUUGAGUUUGAUAGUUUCUUUGCGAUCUAUACGUGAGGGCAGAUUUCAAUCACUUGAUCAGUGUCUGGCUCGUGAAUAUCGUAUAUCCCUUAAUGCAAUUUCCAGACGGGUUUCUAGUGACUUCUUUGAGGGUGUUCGAGCAAGAUUGGUGGACAAGGACUUUGCACCCAAGUGGGAUCCUCCUAGUUUAAAAGAAGUGUCCAAAGACAUGGUUGAUUGCUAUUUCUCCCCACUUUCAGAAUUUGAGCCUGAGCUGGAGCUGCCCACAGCGUCACGAGAGCCAUUUAUGCAAUUGACGGAUUCACAUAAAAAAUGA